AUGGAGGUAAUAACAGUGGCACUAAAAGAGGAAGACAUCAUCAAAGAAGAACCAGUCACACUGGUUUCACCCACAAAUCCAAAUCCAACACAAAGAGUUUAUCUCUCAAACAUAGACCAAACUGUGGCAUUCCCUGUGGAGACAAUCUUCUUCUUUGAAAGCUUGGAAUCAUCCACAAAUGAUGUAAUUGAGAAAGUAAGAAGAACUAUAUCUGAAAAGUUUCUGAUACCUUAUUACUUCAUGGCUGGGAGACUUGGUUAUAAUGAAGAGAACAAGAGGUUAGAGCUGGUGUGCAACAAUGGAGGGGUGUUGUUUGUUGGUGCAACUUCAUGGCUUAAGUUGAGUAACUUGGGUGAUGUCUCCUUGCCCAAUCCUUCUUUUCACCAUCUUAUUCUUAGGAUUGAUGGAUCUCUCAGCCUCAAUGAUACUCCACUGUUCACAAUUCAGGUAACCAGGUUCAGCUGUGGAGGGUACUCCAUAGGCUUUGUGACAAACCACAGCAUCAUGGAUGGAAGAGCAGCAGCUGAGAUGUUCCUAACUCUUGGCUCCAUUUGCAAAUCAUCAACACAAGCAAUACCCUUACAUCUCCAAACAAAGCACUCCACCCUAACCCUAAACCUUGACAGGUACUCUUACAUCAAACCAAGAUCUCCACCUCUCAUCACCUUCCACCAUGACUCAGAAUACACCAUCUCCUCUCCCUCUUCCUUCACUAACCUACCCCUUAACCUCUCCCUCUCCCCCACCCACACUUGCAAAGUCUUCUCCUUCACCACUUCUAUGAUCAACUCCCUCAAGCUUAAAGCCUUGACAACCUGCUCCUCCUUUGAAGCCAUGGUUGCUCAUCUUUGGAGAACAAGAACUAAGACAGUCUUUGACAACCCUCUUGCCACUUCCUCAGUCUUGUUUGCAGUUGAUAUUAGAACCAAACUCAAUCCUCCACUGCCUCCAAACUUCAUUGGUAAUGCAGUCAUCACUACUGCUGCAACAGCAAAGGUUAUGGACAUUGAAGACAAACCAUUCUCAUUUUGUGUGGACAAAGUGAAGGCAGCCAUUGAGAGAGUGAAUGAUGAGUAUGUGAGAUCAGUGAUUGAUUGGUUGGAAGUUCAUAGAGGAGGAGUGCCUUCAACUAUGAAUGAAAACUUCUAUGUGUCUGCAUGGUGGAAGUUGCCAUUCCAUGAGCUUGAUUUUGGUCAUGGGAAGCUUGUUCAUGGAGGACCAGUGGUGAGUGGAAUGGAUGAGUUUGUACUGCUUCUUUCUAAUGGGAAUGGAAAGGAAGGUGGUGUCAAUGUGUGGAUGUCUUUGGAGAAGAUGAAGAUGGAGAAGUUCUUGUGCUUUGUCUAUGAUUUUUAAUCAAAGCUAUUGUCUCAUUAUUAUUGAUGUUAAUAUAUUAUAAAUUAUAUAUUUGAAAGUUGGUGGCUUGCACGUGCA
This is a messenger RNA of Dioscorea cayenensis subsp. rotundata (Guinea yam), 1431 nucleotides long. RefSeq names its product omega-hydroxypalmitate O-feruloyl transferase-like. The transcript has 2 exons. NCBI's taxonomy places the organism in Eukaryota, Viridiplantae, Streptophyta, Magnoliopsida, Dioscoreales, Dioscoreaceae. The coding region runs from base 1 to 1353 and encodes 450 amino acids. The record is from RefSeq and is a predicted model, not a curated record. Gene Ontology annotation, molecular function: acyltransferase activity, transferring groups other than amino-acyl groups.